ACCUACAGAGCAACGAUGUCUGAAAUUUCGACCAUAUACAAAAUAUCCGUCUUCGCAUUUACAUUGUGUUUUGUUUAUGGUUCUGCAUGUCUGGUUCUGGAGUGCUGGUUUGUACAGGAGAAGCCUGGUCAUGGAGGAGGUUUAUCAACACCGAUGAGUCAAGAGAAAUCCCUCAUGUUCAUCAGUACUGAAGCCUACAGUGAAGAAAUAAAGACUGAACUCCAUCCUCCUGCAGACAUCAGCUCGUCCAGAGUUUACUAUGUGACUGAUCCAGCAGGUACGUUCCGCAGUGCUGCUCUGAAUCCUCCUAAACGCUCAGUAAAUAAACCCAAAUGUGAAAUAAACCCCUUCAUGCCUCACGCCUCCAUGGUCAGAUGGGCUUCUGCUCUCACUGACUCUGCCCAGAGUCCAGUCUACCUGCAAGCUGAUUGGUUCUCAGUGGCGGCUCAAGGCAUUGAUGAGCAGCUGACACUGUCCAAUAUUAUGAGAGCCUCUUCAGCUUCUAAAGACCCAAAAGUGAUUCUCAGUGUGUCCAGCAAAACUCCAGUGGUUCGCUGUAGACUGGGAGAGCCAGUUCUGCUGGACUGUGGCUUUUGGAUUGAUCCGUCUUCUCCUCUUCACGGCUCUGGAUUCUCCAUCGAGUGGCUUUAUCAGUUCAGGGGUGAAGGACGGCUGGUGCUCGCUUACGACGGCAAGAACGAUCGCUUUGCAGAGACGUCAGAGAGCGGAGCUGAAAUGGACAUCACAGGCCUCUAUCAAACAGGCAACGCUUCUCUGAUCCUGGAGGAAUCUCAAGUCAGACACUCGGGAACUUACAUCUGCACAAGUUACCUUCCUCAUCUGCUGGCACAGGUGGCUGUAGACCUGGAGAUCGUUGAGCCUCCAUCUCUCUCCAUCCUCCCGUCUCCUCUUCCUCUGCUGAUCCCGGGACAGGUGCUGUCGGUUCAGUGUGAGGCAUCUGGUUUUGUUCCUCACACUCUAGAUCUGGACUGGGAGUUCAUCAGGGCUGAUGGGAUGUCUCGCUCUCUGGGUCAGGGCAGUGUAACCGGUCACAGACGGGCGUCUGAUGGCACCUUCAGUCAGAGCAGCCGCCUGGAGCUGGACUUCACUAAACUGAGACUCGCUCCGGGCGGAGAGAUCAGCUGUGUAGCCAAACAUGACGGAGGAACACGACGAGCCUCUGCUGUGCUCACUGUCAUCGGUGUGGGAGCUCCUUCUAUUGAGGACUCGAUGGCGAUGGUCGCUGUUGCUCUUCUUCUUUAUGGCAUGAUCAAGUUUUUCUCCUGGACAUUCAGCUCUUCUGACGUCGAUGACUCUGAAUUAAAUGAUAAGAAAGAGAAAUAAUCCUGGAUCUGGGGUUUUGCAUCUCGUCUCAUUGUGAAGCUGUUUUUACUCAUUCUUCUGAAGCUAAAUAAUGUGC
Messenger RNA from Danio aesculapii, 1420 nucleotides. Its product is annotated as tapasin-like. The record is from RefSeq and is a predicted model, not a curated record. The transcript has 8 exons. Bases 16 to 1344 code for a protein of 442 amino acids. NCBI's taxonomy places the organism in Eukaryota, Metazoa, Chordata, Actinopteri, Cypriniformes, Danionidae.